AUGGGGUCCAAGGAAGCCAAAGUGGAUCAGCCCACAGUGGAGAAGGAUGUUGCACUCGGUGAAGUUCACGAUAUCGGAGCUGAUCUAUAUGUGGAGGCUGAACAGUUAUCCGCUGAGGAACUGGCGCUGGAGGGCGCUCAGGUCCUGCGUAUUCUGGACUGGAGAAUUAUGCCAAUUCUCUAUGUGACAUACGUGAUUCAGUUUCUGGACAAGUUGUCGCUCAACUAUGCAUCUGCAUACUCCCUUAAUGCCGACCUCGGACUCGAAGGUCAGCGAUACUCCUGGGUUGCAGCCAUCUAUAAUUUUGGAUACCUAUUCUGGGCCAUCCCUUCCAACCUCAUGAUCCAGAAACUGCCCGUGGCCAAGUACAUGGGUGGGAUGCUUCUGGUAUGGAGCGUAAUUGUAAUUGCCCAUGUUGGGGCCAAGAACUACGCCGGAAUCCUGAUACUUCGAUUUCUGCUUGGAAUGGCAGAGGCUGGAGUCAGUCCCUGCAUGAUGAUCAUCACUUCCAUGUUCUACAAACGGGGUGAGCAGCCACUGCGGAUGGCCAUCUGGCUGAGCGCCAACGGGAUGGCGACAAUGGUCGGGGCACUUCUCGGAUUUGGCCUGGGCCACGCCCAUAGCACGGUACUUCACAGCUGGAAGCUCAUCUUCUUGACCAUCGGGUUGCUCAACUUUGUCACUGGAUGCGUCUUCCUCGCCGUCAUGCCCGACUCACCAGCCUCUGCACGCUUCCUCACGCAUCGUCAACGGGUCGUGGCUGUGAGACGGGUGGCGGAGAACAUGAUCGGAGUCAAGACUCGGGAGAUCAAGCUCGGACAGGCGUUUGAGAAUCUAUACGAUCUCAAGGUUCUUUGCUAUGCUGGUAUCGGCAUCGCCUGUGGAGUUAUCAACGGUGGAGUGUCGAACUUUUCUUCCGCAUUGAUCAAAGGCUUUGGAUUUAGCGGUAUCAAUGCCACCUUACUUCAGCUGCCGACUGGGGCUUUUGAAGCUGUCAUAGUACCUAUCUGCGGUCUGGUCGCGACCUAUGUGCCGAACUCGAGGUGCAUUGUUCUCGCUGUCAUCAGCCUGAUUCCUCUCGCUGGGCUAUUGGGUAUUCGAUUUACUGAUCUUGAUCAUCGCUGGACACUUGUCGGAUGUACGUGGCUUCAGUACAUUAUCGGUGCGCCAGUGAUCGUCUGCUGGAACCUUCUGUCUACAAAUGUUGCUGGUCAUACCAAGCGGGCCGUUGCCAAUGGUAUGUGGUUCACGCUUUAUGCAGCUGGAAAUGUCGCUGGCGCAAAUAUCUUCUUUUCUCGCGAGGCCCCGCGCUAUUAUUCUGCGCUCACAGGGCUGCUCGUCUGUUAUGCGGGGAUCAUUGUGUUAUCUGCCGUGGCAUAUCUGGGAAUGCGAUGGGAGAAUGCACGUCGGGAUGCCGCGGCCGCUGAAUCCGUAGACGCCUCGGAGGAUGUUACAUCGCAGGCUAUCGUGGAUGGAUUCAAAGAUAUGACGGAUAUGGAGUCCAAGCACUUCCGAUAUGCACUUUAG
Messenger RNA from Penicillium atrosanguineum, 1527 nucleotides. Its product is annotated as putative MFS allantoate transporter. NCBI's taxonomy places the organism in Eukaryota, Fungi, Ascomycota, Eurotiomycetes, Eurotiales, Aspergillaceae. Bases 1 to 1527 code for a protein of 508 amino acids. Gene Ontology annotation, biological process: transmembrane transport. The record is from RefSeq and is a predicted model, not a curated record. Gene Ontology annotation, molecular function: transmembrane transporter activity. The transcript is spliced from 4 exons. Gene Ontology annotation, cellular component: membrane.